Tribolium castaneum (red flour beetle) is the source of this 3720-nucleotide messenger RNA. It is a transcript of the gene Hem, whose product is annotated as HEM-protein. Gene Ontology annotation, biological process: cell morphogenesis; cell projection assembly; neuron projection morphogenesis. Gene Ontology annotation, cellular component: SCAR complex. The record is from RefSeq and is a predicted model, not a curated record. The transcript is spliced from 2 exons. Bases 181 to 3549 code for a protein of 1122 amino acids. Lineage: Eukaryota; Metazoa; Arthropoda; Insecta; Coleoptera; Tenebrionidae.
UGGCUCCAAACUGCCAUCACAACCGGGCUGAAAUCCCUAGCGUCACCGCCUUGUUUCUGACGUUUAUCUGACAUUUCGUUAACCAACAAAUCAAAAUAUCUCAUUUUACCAAAAAAACGAUGAAAUAACACAAUUCAUCACUUAAAAACUCACGUCCGGGUCGAAGGAAACUAAAUCAAAAUGGCCCGUCCUCUCGCCCCCAGCGAGCGGAAAAUCGCCGAAAAACUCAUCAUCCUCAACGACAGGGGCAUCGGCAUGCUCACACGCAUCUACAACAUUAAAAAAGCCUGCGGAGACGCCAAAUCCAAGCCGGGGUUUCUCUCCGACAAGAACUUGGAGUCUUCGAUCAAGAGCAUUGUGCGGCGGUUUCCGAACGUCGACAGCAAGAACUUGACUGCGAUUCAAGGGCUCAGGAACGAGAUAAUCAAAUCUUUGUCGCUGUAUUACUACACGUUCGUCGAUUUGCUUGAUUUCAAAGACCACGUUUGCGAGUUGUUGACUAGCAUGGGGGCGUUUCAAAUCGAGCUUGAUAUUUCGCUCAAUUUCGAACUCACUAAGCAUUAUCUUGACUUGGUGACGACCUACGUGUCUCUGAUGGUGUUGCUGUCGCGGGUUGAGGACCGCAAGGCCGUUCUGGGGCUUUUUAACGCCGCUUAUGAAAUCGUGCAUUCCUCGCCCGAUUCAAGCUUCCCGCGGUUGGGCAACAUGAUCAUGGAGUAUGAGAUUCCGUUUAAAAAGUUAUGCGAGGAGUUUGUGCCCCACACUAAGCUGCUUCUAAGCGCCUUGAACUCGCUUCUACCCAUUUAUAUCGCCCGGAAUGUCUCGGCUGAUAAAUGGCGCUCUGAAUUGAAGUUGAGUCUAGUAGGCAACCCAGCUUCGCUCCUCAAGCCGGUGAUAGCCGACCGGAUGUCGUGCGAGUACGUCUCGCUUGAUACCAUGGAACGCUGGAUUGUCUUCGGUUUGUUGCUAAUUCACCCGCACUUGCAGCAAGAUCAUUUGAAUAAAUUAUGGAUCAAUGCGCUUGAGUCGUCUUGGGUCUUGCCCCUGUUCCGGGACGAGGUUAUCUACACCCAUCAGUACAUCUGUGGGUACUUUGAUACCAUCAAGGGCUAUAGUAAAAGGGCGUCCGAGGUUAAGGAUUGCCACAGUCAAGCGAUACAAAAGGCUGGGUACAAACACCGCGAACGCCGAAAAUUCCUAAGGACGGCCCUCAAAGAAUUAGGCUUGAUUUUGAUGGACCAGCCGGGGCUUUUGGGGCCGAAGGCCCUCAUGGUCUUCAUGGGUUUGUGCUACGCACGGGACGAGGUCUUAUGGUUGUUGCGUCACAACGACAACCCACCCCAACAAAAAAACAAGGGUAAAUCGACCGAGGAUUUAGUCGAUAGACACCUGCCAGAACUCCUCUUCCACAUGGAAGACUUACGGGUGUUGGUCCGAAAGUACAGUCAAGUCAUGCAAAGGUACUACGUCCAGUACCUCUCACACUUCGACGCCUUGGUCCUCAAAGACAUGAUCCAGAAAAACUUGGGUUCGGUGGGCGAAGACGAGUGCAUAAUUCUCUCCUCUUUGUGCAACACCAUCUCGGGCCUUUCGGUCAAACAAGUCGAAGACAACGAAACGUUCAACUUCUUCGCCUUCCGCUUGGACUGGUUCCGCUUGCAGGCGUACAUGUCCACAGGCAACGCCCUCUUGCGCAUCAUGGACAACAAAGACCUGGCCCAGUUUUUGGACACCGUGCAAUUCCACACGAAAAUGGUCGACAAUCUGGACGAAAUGCUAGUCGAGACUUCGGAUUUAUCAAUCUUCUGCUUCUACAACCGCAUUUUCGAGGACCAGUUCCACAUGUGUCUGGAGUUCCCGGCCCAGAACCGCUUCAUCGUGGCCUUCCCGUCGAUCUGCUCCCACUUCCAGCACUGCACGCACGAGCUGUGCCCCGAGGAGCGCCACCACAUCCGCGAACGCAGCCUGUCGGUGGUCAACGUCUUCCUGGACGAGAUGGCCAAGGAAGCCAAGAACAUUAUCACGGCGAUUUGCGACGCCCAGUGCAAGAUGAGCGACAAGCUCCUGCCCAAAAACUGCGCCCACUUGAUCUCGCAGCAAAUGAACCGCAAGAAGAAGGAGAAGAAUAAGAAGAACACCCUCGAGAUCGAGAAACCGGGCAAGGAGAGUUACAGGAAAACGAGGGAGAAUUUGACGACUAUGGAUAAGUUGCACAUGGCUUUGACCGAGCUCUGCUAUGCUAUUAACUACUUCUCGAAUAUAAACGUCUGGGAGUAUACGUUCGCUCCUAGGGAAUACUUGCACCAGCACUUGGAGAAUCGCUUUGCGCGGGCUUUGGUCGGCAUGGUCAUGUAUAGCCCGGACACUAACGAAAUCGCCAAACCGUCCGAGCUUUUGGUUAGCGUCCGCGCCUACAUGAACGUGCUCCAAACGGUGGAGAACUACGUCCAUAUUGACAUAACCCGGGUUUUUAACAACUGUCUCCUGCAACAAACCCAGCCUGUGGACAGCCAUGGGGAGAAAACCAUAGCUGCGAUUUACACCCAGUGGUAUUCCGAAGUGUUACUGCGACGUGUUAGCGCCGGCAAUAUAAUCUUCUCGAUGAACCAACGCUCGUUUGUUUGCCUCACCGCCGAGGCGGCGAUUCCGUUCAACCCCGAGGAGUAUUCAGACGUGAACGAGCUGCGCGCCCUGGCGGAGCUGAUCGGUCCCUACGGUAUGAAGCAGUUGAGCGAGACGCUGAUGUGGCACAUCGCCAGUCAAGUCAUCGAGUUGAAGAAACUAGCCGAGGCCAACAAGGACGUCCUUUUGCUGCUCCGCACCAACUUCGACAAGCCCGAAGUGAUGAAAGAACAGUUCAAGAAGCUGACCAGCGUCGAGAACGUGCUCCAGCGCAUGACGAUCGUCGGCGUGAUUCUGAGCUUCCGCCAGUUGGCGCAGUCGUGCCUCACUGAUGUCCUGGAGCAGAGGAUCCCGUUCCUCCUGAGCUCGAUCCUGGAUUUCCGCCACCAUUUGCCGAGCGGUGACCCGCUGAAGGUCGUGAGUGAGAUGUGCUCAGCGGCGGGGAUUCCCUGCAAGGUGGAUCCGACGCUGGUCAAUGCGCUCAAGUUGCAGAAGCCGGAGGUGGACAGUGACGAGCACUUGAUCACCUGUUUGCUGAUGGUGUUUGUGGCGGUGUCGAUUCCCAAGCUGGCCAAGCAAGAGCAGUCGUUUUAUAGGGCGUCGCUUGAGGGGCAUACGAAUAAUAUUCAUUGUAUGGCCUUGGCGGUUAAUCAUAUCUUCGGGGCGUUGUUCACGAUUUGUAAUCAGGGGGAUAUGGAGGACCGGAUGAAGGAGUUUCUGGCGUUGGCGUCCUCGAGUUUGCUCAGGUUGGGACAGGAGGCUGAUAAGGAGGCCACGAAAAAUAGGGAGAGUGUGUAUUUGUUGUUGGAUCAGAUCGUGCAAGAGUCGCCAUUUUUGACGAUGGAUUUGUUGGAGUCGUGCUUUCCAUAUGCGCUGAUCAGGAAUGCCUAUCACGCGGUGUAUAAGCAGGAGCAGUUGUUGGCGUAAAUUAAGUAUUUAUUUCCCGUACAAAUUUUAUUCAUCAUUUAGUACUAUCAAGUACAACACAAUUGUAUCACAAUUCCUAUUUAAUUAGUUUAAAUACAUUAUGUUAAGUAACGAGCAUUUAUAUCAUGAUAUUGUAGUGUUACAACAUGUAUUGUAAAUUUUUUUAUAUUC